Alosa alosa (allis shad) is the source of this 2209-nucleotide messenger RNA. RefSeq names its product antigen peptide transporter 2-like. Gene Ontology annotation, cellular component: membrane. The transcript has 11 exons. NCBI's taxonomy places the organism in Eukaryota, Metazoa, Chordata, Actinopteri, Clupeiformes, Clupeidae. Gene Ontology annotation, biological process: transmembrane transport. Gene Ontology annotation, molecular function: ATP hydrolysis activity; ABC-type oligopeptide transporter activity; ATP binding. The coding region runs from base 122 to 2209 and encodes 695 amino acids. The record is from RefSeq and is a predicted model, not a curated record.
GUAGGCUAGUUACUCAUUGCCGGUUCAUGCGAAAACGGAGUCUUGUAGACGAAAUAGUUUAGUUCUUAAUUCCUCUGAUGCAGCACGUGGAGUUUUGGAAGGUAAAUAGUCUGACAUCAAGAUGCGCUGUGCUUACGUUUUUACUUUGGCGGUAUGUGUGGACUUCAUAGUGUAUUACGUUUUAGAUCACCGAUUGUUGUUGGGUGAAUUUCAUGAAGAAAAUACGUAUACGAAUUUGUUGCGGAAGUGGGUCUCGUCGGGAAUACGAUGGGUGAUAUUACAUGGAGUGACACAUCUGGUCACCAAUGGGUCAAGCGUUUUUUUAAAACGCAUGCUAACAACUCAUUGUCUUCUUGGUCCUAUAUUUUGGACUGGACGCAUGGUGUUGUUUGACAGCCAUCCACUUGAAAAAUCGUGGUUUUGGUUGUUAAAUUUUCUUGCAGCUGCAUCAGCCUGUAUAUUUUGGGAGCUGUCAUGUCCCGACAAAAGUUGUCAAAGUGAUGGAGAGAAGAAAGGACAAACUGCAUCACGCGUGCUCUUUAAGCGAGUUAUCCUUCUCUAUAGACCUGACUAUAUCCUUCUUUUUGGAGCGUUCGUCUUCCUUUCAUUAGCUGUUCUAUGUGAGAUGUUCAUUCCCUUCUACACUGGACAAGUGAUUGACAUCUUGCGAUCACAGUACCAGUGGAAUGACUUCCUGACUGCUAUUUUGUUCAUGGGCCUUUUCUCUUUAGGCAGCUCAAUCAGUGCGGGGUGUCGAGGCGGCCUCUUCAUGUGUGCCAUAAACAGUUUCACCUGCAGAGUCAGGGUCAAGCUGUUCAGAUCCCUUGUUAGUCAAGAGAUAGGCUUCUAUGAAACCACCAAGACUGGUGAGCUCACUUCCAGGUUGUCCACAGACACCAAUCUCAUGGCCCGAGCGGUGGCUCUUAAUGUCAAUGUCCUGCUCCGAACAUUCAUCAAAACCCUGGGCAUGCUCUCUUUGAUGCUUAGCCUGUCCUGGAAGCUCACAUUGCUAAUGCUGAUGGAGACACCACUAACUGGCCUUCUUCAGAACAUAUAUGACACCUUCUACCAGAAACUCUCUAAAGAGGUGCAAGACUCUAUUGCCCAAGCUAAUGAUGCUGCAGAAGAGGCCGUCUCAGGCAUCCGGACUGUCCGAGGAUUCAAAACAGAGAAGAGCGAGUCAUGUCGCUAUGAUGCCUGUCUGAUGGGCACUCACAACUUGAAGACUCGAAGGGACACUGUCAGAGCAGUGUAUCUGCUUGUCCGAAGGAUUACAGAACUUGGCAUGAAAGUGGCCAUGCUGUACUACGGCAGACUGAUCAUUCAGUCGGGACAGAUGAGCACAGGGAAUCUGGUGUCUUUCAUCCUGUACCAGUCUGAUCUGGCUGAUAAUAUUAGAACCUUGAUUUACAUAUUUGGGGACAUGCUAAACUCUGUGAGUGCAGCUGGUAAGGUCUUUGAGUACCUGGACAGGAAACCUGAAGUUUGUACUGAGGGAACCCUCCAGCCUGAUUCUCUGAAGGGACAUGUCCUGUUCCAGAACCUCACUUUCUCCUACCCUACCCGCCGUGACCAGAAGGUUCUGAAGGACUUUUGUCUUGAACUGAAGCCAGGGCAGAUGACAGCUUUGGUGGGGGCCUCAGGUGGCGGCAAGACCACCUGUGUGAGUCUGCUGGAAAGAUUCUACCAGGCCCAGGAGGGAGAGAUCCUCCUGGAUGGACAGCCACUGCAGAAUUAUCAGCACAAAUAUCUGCACAGAAAGAUUGCCAUGGUGGGCCAGGAACCUGUGCUUUUCUCUGGUUCUGUGAAAGACAACAUCGCCUAUGGGCUGGGAGAGUGUUCCCUACAGAAAGUAGGAGUGGCGGCCCGCAAAGCCAAUGCCCAUGGCUUCAUCUCCCAGCUGGAGAAACAAUAUGACACAGAUGUGGGAGAGAGGGGAGGUCUGCUGUCGGGCGGUCAGAAGCAGCGCAUUGCCAUCGCCAGGGCUCUGAUCAGAGAGCCACAGGUGCUCAUCCUGGAUGAGGUGACCAGCUGUCUGGACACAGAGAGUGAACAAAUGGUACAGUUCUCCCUUUUAUAUGGAGUGAAAAAUGACGGUGGCUGCACGGGCAAGGCCCGAGGCUGCAGUGGCGGUGGCAACGAAAACGAUCCUCCAAACGAGCAAGAGCGAGAGCUGCGCUCCCGAUUGACGUCACCCAGCCACUUUUAA